Messenger RNA from Vitis vinifera (wine grape), 1032 nucleotides. RefSeq names its product protein ENHANCED PSEUDOMONAS SUSCEPTIBILITY 1. Bases 1 to 1032 code for a protein of 343 amino acids. The transcript has 2 exons. The record is from RefSeq and is a predicted model, not a curated record. NCBI's taxonomy places the organism in Eukaryota, Viridiplantae, Streptophyta, Magnoliopsida, Vitales, Vitaceae.
AUGGGGGCGAAGAUCUGGAAAUAUAUAAGUGAUGAGUGCUUGGAAGCCAGUGAUGAGUGCUUGGAGGCUGUGGCAGAGAAGAUACAUGGCAGAAAUAAGCUUCAUUUCCGCAGCCAUCGUCGCCCUGACGAAUCCGACAUCAUAGACCACUUGAAAACCUCCCUCUCUCGCACUCUUGACUUGUUCUACCCAUUCGUCGACCGCCUUGGCACCACCGUAAACGACGACAAUACCUUUUGUAUCUUUAUCAACUGCAAUGGCGCCAGAGUUCAGCUUAUCCACGCAUCCGCCAAUGGCGUCUCCGUCGGGGACAUCCUUGAUUCUGUCUACGUUCCUAGGAUCGUGUCUUCCUUUUUUCCACUUAAUGAAACUCAAAACUACCAUGGCAUUUCGGAGCUGUUGCUUGCAGUACAAGUGACGGAGCUGGUGGACGGCAUCUUUAUUGGUUGCACCAUGAAUCAUGUGGUCGCGGAUGGAACUUCCUUCUGGCAUUUCUUCAAUUCGUGGUCCGAAGUCUCUCGGGGUUCCGACAAGAUAUUCCUAUCUCCUGUUUUCAAGCAUUGGCUUGUGCCUCGUACCCAUUUCCCCAUACGAAUUCCUCAGUCAGCACUAGUCUUUGGUAAGGUCCCUUCAUCACCAACCCAAGAAAGAGUUUUCCAUUUCACAAAAGAACAAAUUGCAGUGCUAAAAGCAAAAGCUAAUACAGAAAUGGGCACCAACCGAAUUUCCUCUUUGCAAGCGUUGUUGGCCCAUCUUUGGGUAUUGGUAAUUCGUAACAGGCGCCUUCCAGAGGAUCAAGAGACUAAGUAUAUAAUCCCAAUAGGUAUGAGGCCAAGGGUGCAUCCACCAUUGCCUCAACAAUAUUUUGGGGUUGCAGUUCUGGGCGGGAACGUGACAAUGAAAGCAGGUGAGCUACUGGAGCUGGGUUUGGGUCAUACGACUUGGAAGAUGAACAAGAUGAUUUCUACCUUUACUGAAGUAGAAGCCACCAACUUCUUCGAAUCUUGGGCGAAGAACCCUAAGCUGUGUUGA